This is a messenger RNA of Drosophila virilis, 9345 nucleotides long. RefSeq names its product sickie (gene sick). Lineage: Eukaryota; Metazoa; Arthropoda; Insecta; Diptera; Drosophilidae. Gene Ontology annotation, molecular function: ATP binding; protein binding; ATP hydrolysis activity. Gene Ontology annotation, biological process: neurogenesis; nervous system development. The record is from RefSeq and is a predicted model, not a curated record.
AAAAAAGUGCAAAAACCAAAAGCAAAAAGUGAACAAUGUGCGCUUAGGGCGUGCUGUUGCGCCAAUCCCUUGCCCCUGGCAAUGAGCCGCCUUCCAAAUGAGUGGCCAAGGAUAAGCAGUCGGACCAGACAAGAUGUCCAGCAGCCGCGGCAAAUUGCCGCCACGUUCCGAUCGCAAUGCCAACGAGGAGGAGCAGCUGCAGCAGCUACAGCUGGGCGCCAGGCCCAAGGCCCAUAAAAUGCUGCACUCCAAGACUGACAACCCGUCAACGGGACAUGCCAACUACAUGGAGCUGGAAUUUAGCCAAGCGGCGGCAGUUGGUCACAGCUGCAGCGAGCUGCCUGUUAGCUAUGCUACCAGCACAGUUGUGGUGCCAGGGCAAGCCUAUCGGGAGCCGGCACCGCCCACGCCGCCACCGCUCUCGCAGAUACCCUCGCGUGAAUCGCGCUUGUUGCACUCGGCGCCGAAUACGCCCAGUCGCGGCAAAGUGGUGCUCAGCAAAAAGGAGCGCAAGGAGCUGAGCAAGCAGCUGGGCCUGGAGGAGCUGGCAGUUAGCACCUCAGCACAAUCCAGCCCCUACAAGGGGCGUGUCACGGAGCUUAAGAACUGCAUAGCGCGUGGUCUUUUUGCAACGUUGCAUCGCGGCUCGCAGAAGUCGCUGCAGCCAGCGGCGGUCGCGUCGUCGGCAGAGCGAGGCAGCCAGGACAUGCAGCUGAGUCAAGAGUUGUCACCGCCGCCGCCAGCGCCAGAGCUGGCCAACAACAAUGAAGACGAUGCGGCCGACUAUACAGAGAAGCUUAAGAAUUUGCCCGUACGGCGACGUAAGGCAGCCACCUCGCACAUGGACAACUAUUGCCUCUUCGAUCCGGUGGACUUUAUCAACGAGAAGGCGCUGCGUUAUCCCGGUAAUACGAAACAUGGUUUGCGUGAUCCAUUGUUCAGUUCCAGGCAGCAUCUGGUGUGCGAGGAUGAGGAGGAACUGGUACCGGAGGUCAUCUAUGAUGGCGAGGAGCUGGAGGAGACCAUCAUUAUUGAGACCUCCGGCGAAGCGGAUGCCGAAACUGAGGGCAGCGCCUGUGCUUUGCCCAGUUUUGAGCAUCAUAAUUAUUUUGUCAUCGAUCCGGAGGACUUUGAAAUGGAGCCGGCCAUUAUAGACAUAGGCAUACCCAAUCCCUACAGCAACGAGCAGCUGGUGCAUGCCAAGUUGGAGCAACAACUACUGAAUGAGUUCGAAACAGCGCCCAGCAUGUCGAAUAGUCAGGAGUCGAAGGACACAGAAACCACCUCUACUGCUCUUGUGGAAUCCUCCACCUCCACCAAUUCGGCCAGCUCGAGCGGCAGCUCAAAUGCACAGCAACAGCAGCAGCAGCAGCAGCAGCAGCAGCAGCAACAGCAACAGCAGCAGGAGCAGUCCAUGAAAAAGAAGCUCACUUUUCUUAAUCUCUCGCCCUUUCGUCCGAGCGCCAAGAAAUGCAAUCAGAAAACCUUUAUGGAACAGCGCGCCAUCUCGGAGCUGGUCACCACCGAUCACAUGCUGCAUCUGCAGCAGCUGUUGCAGCAACAGCGCAAGGAUCAGCGCGCCCACACGGUGCCCAUCGAGUCCAACUAUGUGCUGUUCAAUCCGGGACCCGUGCCCAGCCGCCAUGUGCAAUACAAGAUACGUAAACCUCGCCCGUUAUCCACUCACAGCGAUGCGGACAGUGGAUUCCUCUCGCCCUGCUCACCGGAUGAACUGAAGGCCAAUCCAAGCAUUUUGGUGCUGCAGCAAUGCGACAGUGUUCAGGGUUAUAUUGAGAUCUACACGGACUGGGCUAACUAUUAUUUGGAGCGUGCCAAGUCGAAGCGAAAGGUCACAGAUCUUUCCGCCGACUGUCGCGAUGGCCUGCUCCUCGCUGAGGUCAUCGAGGCAGUUACCAACUUUAAAGUUCCCGAUUUAGUGAAGAAACCAAAGAAUCAACAGCAAAUGUACGACAACGUCAACUCGUGCCUGCACGUGCUGAGGAGUCAAUCGGUGGGCGGCUUGGACAAUAUCACAACCAACGACAUCUGCGCGGGUCGCCUGAAGGCAGUUCUCGCCCUGUUCUUUGCCUUGAGCCGCUACAAACAGCAGGCGAAGCAAACCAAAUCCAUUGGCGUGGGCUGUGGCGGUGGCGGUGGCUCUGGUGCAGUUAGCUCUGGAGGCGGUGGCUCCGUUUUGGGCAUUGGCCUUGGUGGUAGCUUAAGAGCUUCUGCCGCAAGCAAUUUGCUGGACAGGAAUCAACAGCAGGAGCAACAGCAACAGCAACAGCAGCAGCAGCAGCAGCAACAACAGCAGCAGCAACAACAAACGCCACAGCAGUUGGCUCAAUCGCUAGAGAACGGCAAUGAGAUGGUGAAUCGACAAAUCGCGCCCGCCUAUACGAAGGUCAAUGGCGGCACAGCCAUUCCGCUGCCCGCGACUGUCAUGGUCCAGCGUCGCUGCCCACCGGACAAGGUGCGCCCGCUGCCCCCGACUCCGAAUCAUACGCCAUCCAUACCGGGCUUGGGCAAGAGCGGCAGCGAUUUUAAUAGCAGCCGUCCAAACAGUCCGCCCACCAGCAAUCACACCAUCCAGAGUCUGAAGAGCGGCAACAACAACAGCCUGCGUCCGCCGAGUGUGAAGAGCAGUCAUCAGAGCGGCAUUCCCUCGCCGAGCAGCCUGAAUGCGCCCACUGCGCCGCAGAAGCACUCAAUGCUGGACAAGCUGAAGCUGUUCAACAAGGAGAAGCAACAGAAUGCAGCAAAUGCGACAGCAGCAGUUGCAUCCAAUAAAACGCAAAUUCAAUCGAAGCGCACCUCCUCCUCCUCGGGCUUCAGUUCGGCGCGCUCCGAACGCUCCGACUCCAGCUUGAGCCUCAACGAUGGACACAAUUCGCAGAUAAAGCCGCCAAGCAUUAGUGUCAGCGCACAGAAGAGCCAACAGAAGCACAACACAAAGCAGUCCAAGCUGCUGGCGGCGCAGCAGAAGAAGGAUCAAGGCAAACCCAAUAAGCUGGACAAGAAGGAGAAGAGUCCGGCCCGUUCGUUGCACAAGGAGGAGCAACAGACGCUCUCGGGCAGUGAAUCGCGCAGCUCCACAAUGGGACGUGCGGGCAAAAAUACGCUGGCACGCGGAAAUGCCGAGAAGAAUACACUGAAGACGUCUUCCAAAACCUCGCUGCACUCCAAAUCCGAUUCCAAGUGCUCGCUGAAGAGUCAGAGCCAACAGCAGCAGCAGCAGCAGCUCCUGCACAGUCCCAGCGGCACGGGCCUACCCAAACCCAUUGCGGCCAUCAAAGGCACCAGCAAGUUGCCGCAGCUGGGCGUGCCCCAUGGCUCCGGUGAGCUGUUUAAGCGUGAAUCGAGCGACAUAUCGAACAAUCAGGGCAACAUAUCACAGGAGCAGCCGCAGCAAUCGGCUGCCAGCCAAGCCACACAUAUCCUCAAGGGCUUGCCCUCGACACCACCGCCUCCAUAUUAUGCCAAUGCGCCGCCUCCGCCGCCGCCCUCAUCCUCGGGCAAUCACAUAUCAGCUGUUUACUCUGGCAGCGGCUCGGGCUACCUCAGCGAGCCCAGCACACCGCAGCAGGGCGGCAUCUAUGGCAGCAGCCGUCUGCCGCCACCGAAAUCCGCGCUUAGUGCACCACGCAAACUGGAGUACAAUGCGGGUCCCCAUAUUCUUAAUGCGGCACAGUCGCCGCGCUUGCCGUUGCAGCGUCCAAUGCACAAUUCAGCGCCCAAUACGCCCACCGGUUCGCCCAGCAAAUUUCAUACGAUACCCUCCAAAAUAGUGGGCACCAUUUACGAGUCCAAAGAGGAGCAGCUGCCGUCCUCUACAGCCAGCUCCUCGUCCGCCUCCUCGGUGCUGCCCAUGCGCCCUCUGCUGCGCGGCUACAAUUCGCAUGUGACGCUGCCCACGCGUGGCGCACGCGGCGGACAACCGCAUCCACACCAAUCCUAUCUGGACUUUUGCGAGUCGGACAUUGGACAGGGCUACUGCAGCGACGGGGAUGCGCUGCGAGUGGGCAGCUCUGCUGCGGCCAGUCGCUAUCAUGACAUCGACAACGGCUAUCUGUCCGAGGGCAGCAGCGGCUUGGGCGGCACAGGAUCAACGGGCGGUGUCGCCCAUGGCAAACACUUUCUCAGCAUGAUGCGAGCCAGAACACAGCUACCAACAACCAUUGAGGAACGCAUUCGCAGCAGUCGCGGCUCGCUUGAUAGCAUUGGGACCGCUGCCAACGGCAGCUCGGCGGCAAGCCAGGCCAGCUCCAGCGGCGGCUCCACCAGCAACAACAGCAACAAUAUCAACAACAACAAUAACAAUAACAACAACAAUAACAGCAAAAUGGAUGGCAGUCCACAUCAUCGUCCGGGUUCACGAAAUGGACGCGAUAACUGGACCAAAAUGCCAGAACCGCUCAACGGCCACAAGGGAGACAAAUCGGAGAAGUCAUCGCCGUCGCGUCGCAGCAUGGGCGGCGGCAGCGGCAGCUCAUCCAAGCAGGGCUCGCCCUCGUCCUCGUCGCGCACCAAGGGCGUGCCGCCCAGUUUUGGUUAUGUGAAACGCGCCAAUGGCAGCAUCGCCUCGACGGCGGAGCAACAGAACAUCGCCAUGCUGAUGGCUGUCGGCGGUGGCCAGGCCAUGGUCAAUGGCUUGCCCUGCGGACGCACCGCUCACGUGUCCGCAGUGCCGCGCACCGCCAGCGGCCGCAAGGUUACCGGCGGCACACAAACCCUACCCAAUGAUAUGAACAAGCUGCCACCGAAUACGCAACAUCGCAGCUUCUCGUUGACGGGCCCCACAGCGACGCAGCUGAGCCAGUCCAUACGCGAGCGUUUGGCCACGGGUUCGCACAGCUUGCCCAAACCUGGCAGCGAUAUGCACGUAUUCCAGCACAGAAUCUCUACGCGUGGAGGCGGGACUCGCCACGAUGGGUCGCUAUCUGAUACGCAAACCUAUGCUGAGGUCAAGCCCGAGUACAGCUCGUAUGCCAUGUGGCUGAAGCAUAGUAAUACGGCGGGCAGUCGCCUCUCCGACGGCGAUGCCAUUGAUCAGCUGCAGAUUGGUUCGCCCGCGAUGACGCGUCAUGGCCACAAAAUGCUGCACAAUCGGGCAUCGGGCACAGUGGGGCAAAUGCCCGUUCAGGGCAAUGAAUCGCCCUAUGUGCAGAGUCCGCGCAUGAAUCGCAGCAAUAGCAUCAGCUAUCUGAAAGAACGGACAUAUCCAAGAUCCACCAAAUCGGAGAAAAUGUAUCCCUCGAUGCUGAGCCGCGGCGGGGAUGUGGAAAUCGAGCCCUACUACUGCCUGCCCGUGGGCACCAAUGGGGUGCUCAGCGCCCAAAUGGCCGCCGCUGUGGCCCAGGCCCAGGCACAGGCGCAGGCUCAAGCCCAGGCACAGGCGGGCAAUGUGGCCAGCAAUGCGGCUGCCGUGGCCUGGAGCCAGCCCACCUCGCCCACGCCCCUCAGUCGCGGCCCCUUUGCGUCAGCUGCGUCUGCGCUGUCGCCCACACACGGCACGGCGGCAGCGGCGCUGGCAGCGGUGGCAGCAGCUGCAGCGGGAUCCGGACACGGCGCCGGCAGCAACGCAUCGCAUCGUCUGACAUAUCCCAAAAAGAAUGAUGAAGUUCAUGGCAGCGCCGCCUCGCUGCUGUCGGGCGGCAGCUCGUUGUACGGCUCGGCAGAGGAGCGACAGGCGCAUGAGAUACGCCGCUUGAAGCGCGAACUGCAGGAUGCACGAGAACAGGUGCUCAGCCUGAGCAGCCAGCUGUCAACCAAUGCGCAUGUAGUUUCUGCGUUCGAGCAAUCGUUAACCAACAUGACCAAUCGCCUGCAGCAGCUGACGGCGACGGCGGAGCGCAAGGAUGGGGAGCUGACAGACAUGCGGCAGACGAUUGAGCUGCUGCGCAAGCAGUCCAUCCAGGCGGGCCUGACCACCGCGCACAUGCAGAGCAUGGGCGUGCAGACGCAGGGCCAGAGCCAGAACGAGCUGAUGCUGCAGCAGAAGCCGCCGCCAGUGCCCGUGGGCAAUGCACGACCUGGAAAUCCCAAUGCCAAUACAAACGGCAAUGGCCUGGGCCUGGGUGUGGGUGUGGGUGGGGGUGGGGGUGUGGCCAUGCAGCGACAGCACAGCACGGAUUCGAUGUGCUCGCUGAACUCCAUCAGCUCGGGCUGCUCGGCGGCGCAGGAUAAGAACAAGGCGAACAAGAAGAAGGGCUGGCUGCGCAGCAGUUUUACCAAGGCCUUUUCGCGCAAUGCCAAGAUCUCGAAGACAAGUCGCCAUGUGGGACAGCAUCAUCAGCAGCAGCACGAGCACAGCUCCAGCAAGACGCCGCUGCCUAAUGGACACGGACAUGGACAUGGACAUGGACACGGACACGGACACGGCGAACCACUGGGCUUGGCCGCCUUGGCCACGCAGCCGGCACCACCGCUGCCCGUAGCGAAUGCGUCCAGCAAGCAGAGCAGUCCGGCAAAGACGGUGACGCUGAUAGACAAUGCCAAGCCCAUCGAUGCCAUUGAGCAGGAGGAUCAACAUGUGGUCGAGGAUCUGAAGAAGCAGCUGCGCGAAAAGGAUCUGGUGCUCACAGAUAUACGUUUGGAGGCGCUCAGCUCAGCCUCACAGCUGGAGAGCCUCAAGGACAUGAUGAACAAGAUGCGCGCCGAGAUGAUGUCGCUCAAGCAGAAUAACGAACGUCUCCAGAAACUGGUCACCAGUCGCUCCCUUGCCGGCUCCGAGGCUAGCCUGGGCCAGGCCAUCAGCCCGAAUGGCUCGCUGGGCGGUGGCGCCGGCGGCUCGGAUGCCUCGCGCCGCUACUCACUGGCCGACGGCAAUGCACGGCCACCAAUGGAGCUGCCGCCACGUCUAACCGAAGAGCUGGAGGAGGAUUGCAUGCCGCCGGCACCUGCGCCGGAGCCACCGCCGCCGCCAGCGCCAGGUGCAGCGUCCGGCGCAGCGCCGCUCAGUCCGAACACACACAUCGAUUUGACGCCACCGCCACCUGCGCUGGAGGCGGCACAGCUGGGCAGCCCGGUGCAUAUGGCCAGCACCGUCGAGGAGCUGCCUGAUGUGUGCGACGGCAAGAAGAUAGCGAUUGCCUGCUACUUGGGCCAGCCCGAAUCGUUUGCCAAGUACUGCGAGGAGCUGCUCGAACUGGACGACUUCUAUGCGAAUGGCGCCAUCAUUGCCAGCCACGAGGCAGAGCAGGGCCAGGGCCAGGGGCAGCAACUGCAGCAACUGCAGCAGGGCGAGCGUCAGGCAUCUGGUACGAAUGAGUUUAUCAUUGCCUGCACCUACAUCUCGGGCAAAACGACCUGGCAGAAUCUAGACUAUAUUGUGCGCAAGUCCUUUAAGGAUUAUGUGGCACGCAUUGAUCCCGGCACCAAUUUGGGCCUCAACACAGACUCGAUUACAUCGUAUCAUCUGGGCGAGGCGAAGCGUGGCCCUGAAAUGGGCUUCCCGGAGCUGCUGCCCUGCGGCUAUAUUGUGGGCAAUGUGAAGACCCUGUAUAUAUGCCUACAGGGUGUCGGCAGUCUGGCCUUCGAUAGCCUCAUUCCGCGCAGCAUUGUGCAUCGAUAUAUAAGUUUGCUAACGGAGCAUCGACGCUUGAUCCUGUGCGGCCCCAGCGGCACGGGCAAAUCCUAUUUAGCGCGCCGUCUAGCCGAGUUUUUGGUGGCACGCGCGGGCCGUGGUAACCCAUCGGAGGCCAUCGCCACGUUCAACGUGGAUCACAAGACCUCCAAGGACCUGCGGCAAUAUUUGGGCCACAUUGCCGAGCAGGCGGCCAUUGCGAAUGGCGUCUCGGAGCUGCCAUCUGUGAUCAUAUUGGACAAUUUGCAUCAUGCCUCCGCACUAGGUGAUGUCUUCUCGUGUCUGCUCAGCGCCGGGCCGGCCACCAAGCUGCCCUGCAUCAUUGGCACCAUGUCGCAGGCCACCUGCAACACAACCAAUCUGCAGCUGCAUCACAACUUCCGCUGGGUACUCACGGCCAACCACAUGGAGCCUGUGAAGGGCUUCCUCGGUCGCUUUUUGCGCCGUCGCCUGUUCCAAUUGGAGCUGCAGACGCAGCAUGCGCAGUCCGAGCUUGCCGCGGUACUCGCCUGGCUGCCGUCCGUUUGGCAACACAUCAAUCGCUUUCUCGAGGUGCACAGCUCCAGUGAUGUGACCAUUGGACCGCGCCUGUUCCUCUCCUGCCCGCUGGACUUGAAGGAUUCGCAGGUGUGGUUCACAGAUAUCUGGAACUAUCAUCUGUCGCCCUAUCUGAUCGAGGCGGUGCGCGAGGGCGUGCAGCUUUAUGGGCGACGCGGUGGCGCCUGGAACGAUCCCUCGGCCUUCAUACGCAACUCCUAUCCCUGGCCCUAUGGACCGGACUCGGUGCCGCCGCUGCGUCAGAUAAAUGCCGAGGAUGUCGGCCUGGAGGGCGUGGCCCUCAGCAAUGGCGAGCAACAGGAUCCCUUGCUAAACAUGCUGAUGCGUCUGCAGGAGGCAGCCAACUACUCGGAGACCCAGGAUCAGGAAUCAGACUGUGCCAGUCUGGACUCUAAUGUAACGCCAGACAGCUCGGCGGGCGCCGAGUAGUGCGUCCCUUUCCCGAACUUAACUUCUUACAUGCCAAAUUAAUUGUUUUUUGUUUGCGUUGCAACUGAGCGCCUUUGGAAACUGUUUCACACCCUCGCACACACACUCCCACUCCCACACACACACAUGCCACAAAGGAAAUUUCUUGCACUACUUUCGCAUAAGAGUUCAAAAGCAGUUUCAAGAGUUUUCCAUUUGCACAAAACCAACAAUCUAUCAACCUACACUCAGAAAAUAUGUAAAUUAAGUACUCGAAAUCUUGGCAAAAUUGUUUGCACACUCGAUUGCCAAUUCGCACUAUAAAUAGUUGCUAAUUAAAUCAAGCAUAAUUUACUGUCCAUAAUGAAAUCAUGAAUAUUCAGCAAUUACAAAGAACAAAUCGCUAUCAGUUUUAACUCUUUCAAAAUAGAAUUGAGAGCGAUAUUUCUCUGGGUGUAUUAUCAUUCUCUUACUCUUUCUCUCUCACUCUUCCGUUGUCUCCUAUGUAGAAUUGCACUUUUUAGCGCACUUGUUAAAAAUGCAAAUUGCCAACAUCAGUAAACCAUAAAUAAUGAAAUCAUGCAUCUAUAUUCAUAAAAUCUGGUAACCAAUUGCGUUAGCUCAGCGCAGGCCAAAGACAAAAAAUAAAUUGAAAAGAAAGCCCAACAUAUAAUGUUAAAGAAUUGCUAAUGAAAGAAAAAAAAAAGCACACUUUUUGUAUAUAGAAAACCAAAAACAAACCUAACUACAUUUAAGUAACAAACUCUACGAUGGUAUCAACAUUUUAUACCCAA